UGGCAAGUUUAAUUGUCAUUUCAAGAUGAAUUGCGGGGUUUUCCUACUUCUGUUGGCGCUCGUAUCUGCCACACCUUUGCAUAACAAUCCGAAGGAUAUUCGCAUAGAUGAUGAAGGUACCAUAACUGUAAGCACUGAGAACGGACGUGUUUUGUUUUCUCAAGCUCAUGAGAACCACGAGCACUUGGUGAUCAUAGCAAAAAUCGCCCAUGAGCCUAGUAGGAAGAUCGAAAUUAAUAACGAGAACCAGGUGGUUAAGAAUGUAACGCACUGGACAGACAACCAAACACACCACGCGAACAAAGACGAGCAUUCGGGGACUACAAAUUCCCAGUUGGCAGUACUGAAAAACAUUUUCCGGCAACAUCAGGGUGUUGUAGAUGAUGCCACUUUCGCGCAGGUAAUGGCGGAAGUAAAACAAGCAGCCGAAAGAGGUCAAGUUCAUAUGGCCGUAUAUAACGUAUUAAAACAAUUAGCUCCACACCACUCAUAUAUAAAUGUCCCCUCAUGGGAGAAGCAGAAAACUUUCCCCUUGGUAUCUAAGGACACGUUUUCGCAUCAUCCUUACGAGCAUCGGCAUUAUUCUCAUUAUGGAUCAGAAAACGACUACACUUACGGAACUCAUCAUUACAGUUACCCUCAAUCUUAUUCCGACAAUCAAUAUCAUCAUGGCCUCGAAACGGCAGUUGAUCCAUAUCCUGCGUUGAAUGCAUUUUUCGGUGGAUAUGGAUUCCUUGGAGAUUCAAACGCGCAAUUCUCUGCGAAGUUUCCGAAGUAUGCAGGACACCAGCAUCACAAAUGGACAGCUGACCAAAUUCACGAACUUGUCAGUCAACUUCACCAUGAAGAGCAAGAAGUCAGCCAUUUCCUUCGUCGAGAACAUCACAUAAACCAACAACUGCAAUAUUUGCUGGCUCUGCAAUCAUCUAGUCACUAUCACAGCAUGUCACACGGACAGCAGGAAGGAAUUCUGCAUGAACAGAAAUCGCUAGUCAGUGAACAGGAAGUGAUGCUGCAGCAGCAUCUUGUACAUCAACAGCAGAUUCAGCGCUUGCACAAAGAGAUAGAAGCUCAAUUAGAUUACUUAAAUCACAAAGAUGUCGAAUCUAAUUAUUAUUAAAAUGUUUGAGAUAUAGUAAACUACAAACCUGCUUUGUCAAAUAAAUAAUCGCAUUCAUUUUAAACACAAAUAAAUUUUAUUCCAAAUA
Cylas formicarius (sweet potato weevil) is the source of this 1208-nucleotide messenger RNA. RefSeq names its product sex-determining region Y protein-like. Lineage: Eukaryota; Metazoa; Arthropoda; Insecta; Coleoptera; Brentidae. The coding region runs from base 26 to 1120 and encodes 364 amino acids. The transcript has 2 exons. The record is from RefSeq and is a predicted model, not a curated record.